This is a messenger RNA of Urocitellus parryii (Arctic ground squirrel), 3726 nucleotides long. The record is from RefSeq and is a predicted model, not a curated record. Lineage: Eukaryota; Metazoa; Chordata; Mammalia; Rodentia; Sciuridae.
AUGGCGAUUCCAAAGAAUCACCAAGGACGUGGCGAGCUGGUCCUGCUGUGCACACUCCUGGCGAUAUUGUGGGAGCUCGGGACAGCACUGAUUAGCUACUCGGUUCCAGAAGAGGUGGAMAAAGGCACCUUGGUGGGCAACAUCUCCAAGGACCUGGGACUGGAACCCUGGGAACUGGCAGAUCGCGGAGUCCGAAUUGUCUCCAGAGGUAGGACGCAGCUUUUCUCUCUGAAUCCACAAAGCGGCAGCCUAAUCACUGCGGGCAGGAUAGACCGGGAGGAGCUCUGCGCCCAGAGCGCGCGGUGUCUUGUAAAUAUUAACAUCCUCGUUGAGGAUGGAGGAGAACUCUUUGGGGUAGAAAUAGAAAUAACUGAUAUUAACGAUAAUAACCCAAAAUUCCAUGUUGACGAUCUGGAAGUAAAAAUUAAUGAAAUCGCUGCUCCUGGAGCUCGGUACCCACUCCCAGAAGCCAUUGACCCGGAUGUGGGCGUGAACUCCCUGCAGAGCUACCAGCUCAGCCCCAGUCACCACUUCUCCCUGGACGURCAAACGCGAGACGAUGGAACCUUAAACCCGGAGCUGGUGCUGGAGCACACUCUGGACCGAGAAGAAGAGGCUAUUCACCACCUGGUCCUCACCGCCUCRGAUGGCGGCGACCCAYGUCGCUCUAGCACAGUGCGCAUCCAGGUGACAGUGCUGGAUACAAACGACAAUGCCCCGGUGUUUGCUCAACCGAUUUACAGAGCCAAAGUCCUUGAGAACGUGCCACCAGGCACCCUAUUGCUUACAGUAAGAGCUAGCGACSCGGAUGAGGGAGCCAACGGGAAAGUGGCAUAUAAAUUCCGGAAAAUCAAUGAAAAACAAUCUCCCAUAUUCCAGCUUAAUGAAAAUACUGGGGAAAUAUUUGUAGCAAAAAGUCUAGAUUAUGAAGAAUGCUCAUUUUAUGAAAUGGAAAUACAGGCUGAAGAUGUGGGAGCACUUCUCGGGAGGACCAAAGUGCUAAUUAUGGUGGAAGAUGUAAAUGACAAUAGACCCGAAGUGAUCAUCACGUCUUUGUUUAACCCAGUAUUGGAAAAUUCUCUUCCUGGUACGGUAAUUGCCUUCUUGAAUGUGCAUGACCAAGACUCUGGAAAGAAUGGUCAAGUUGUUUGUUACACACAUGAUAAUUUACCUUUUAAAUUAGAAAAGUCAAUAGAUAAUUAUUAUAGAUUGGUUACAUGGAAAUAUUUGGACCGAGAAAAAGAGUCUACUUACAAUAUCACAGUGACAGCAUCAGACCUAGGAUCCCCACCUCUGUCAACUGAAACUUAUAUUACCCUGAUUGUGGCAGACACCAACGACAAUGCACCCAUUUUCCCUCAUGCCUCCUACUCAGCUUAUAUUCCAGAGAACAAUCUGAAAGGAGCCUCUAUUUUCUCAUUGACUGCACAUGACCCUGACAGCCAGGAAAAUGCACAGGUCACUUAUUCUGUGACUGAAGACACCAUCCAGGGAGCACCCUUGUCCUCCUAUGUCUCCAUCAACUCCAACACUGGUGUCCUAUAUGCAUUGCGCUCCUUUGAUUAUGAGCWGAUCCAAGACUUGCAGUUACUGGUAAUUGCCAGUGACAGUGGAGACCCAUCACUUAGCAGCAAUGUGUCACUAAGCCUAUAUGUGCUAGACCAGAAUGACAACGUGCCCGAGAUCCUGUACCCAAMCCUCCCCACUGAUGGCUCCACUGGUGUGGAGCUGGCUCCCCGCUCAGCAGAGCCUGGAUAUYUGGUGACCAAAGUGGUGGCAGUGGACAGAGACUCAGGACAGAAUGCCUGGCUGUCCUACCGCCUGCUCAAGGCCAGUGAGCCAGGACUCUUCUCAGUGGGGCUGCACACUGGUGAGGUGCGCACAGCAAGAGUCCUGCUGGAUAGAGAUGCAUUCAAGCAGAGUCUCAUAGUAACUGUCCAGGACCACGGCCAGCCUCCCCUCUCAGCCACAGUCACACUUACUGUGGCAGUGGCCAACAGCAUCCCUGAAGUCUUGGCAGACUUWAGCAGUGUCAGGACGCCUGGGGUCUCAGAUGAUUCAGACCUCACACUCCACCUGGUGGUGGCAGUGGCUGUUGUCUCCUGUGUCUUCCUUGCUUUUGUCAUUGUGCUGCUGGCACUCAGACUUCAGCGUUGGCAAAAGUCUCGAAUGCUCCAGGCCUCUGGAGGUGGACUGACAGGUGUGCACCCCUCACAAUUUGUGGGCAUUGAUGGGAUACAAGCUUUUCUUCAGACCUAUUCCCACGAGGUCUCCCUCACUGCAGGCUCUCAAACAAGCCAUGUUAUCUUUCCUCAGCCUAACUAUGCAGAUAUGCUCAUUAGCCAAGAGAGCUAUGAGAAAAAUGAUUCUUUGUUAACACCCAUARAUUUUCAUGAGUGUAAAGAUGAAGUUGCUCAGCCAAUUUGUGCUCUGGAUUUUGAGGCUGUUGCUGAAAAUCCACUGAACUUUUACCACGUGAGUGUGGAAAUCGAGGACAUUAAUGACCACGCGCCAAAAUUUGCGCACGUUUUCUUUGAUCUGCAAAUAAGUGAGUCUGCUCAGCCAGGCACACGAUUUAUAUUAGAAGUAGCAGAAGAUGCAGAUAUUGCAUUAAACUCUCUACAGAAUUAUAAACUCUCUCCAAGUCCUAAUUUCUCACUGAUAAAUAAAGAGAAACAAGAUGGUAGUAAAUACCCGGAAAUGAUAUUGGAGAAAACCUUAGACCGGGAACAACAGAGUUUCCAUCGUUUAAUCCUGACUGCCUUGGACGGUGGAAAUCCACCCCUAAGUGGCACCACUGAACUACGGAUUCAGGUCACUGAUGCCAAUGACAAUCCCCCUGUAUUCAACCAAGAAGUGUACAGAGUCAGCCUUCGGGAAAAUGUGCCUCCAGGCACCGCUGUACUGCAAGUGUCAGCCAUGGACCAGGAUGAGGGAAUCAACUCAGAAAUUACUUAUUCUUUCUACAGAACCGGGCAAGUCUUUAGUAUAAACUCAAAGAGUGGGGAAAUUACGACUCAAAAGGUACUGGAUUUUGAAGACACUAAAGAAUAUUCUCUCUUAGUAGAAGGACGGGAUGGUGGAGGACUGGUCUCACAAUGUACUGUUGAAAUUAACAUUCAAGAUGAAAAUGACAAUAGCCCAGAAGUUACAUUUCAUUCUCUGCUUGAAAUGAUUUUAGAAAAUGCAGUACCUGGAACACUAAUUGCUUUGAUCAAAAUCCAUGAUCAAGAUUCUGGGGAAAAUGGGGAGGUUAAUUGUCGAUUAGAAGGUGAAGUCCCAUUUAAAAUCAUCUCUUCAUCUAAAAAUUCUUAUAAGUUGGUAACGGACAGGAACUUGGAUCGAGAGCUGACCCCGGAGUACAAUGUCACCAUCACUGCCACUGACAGGGGCAAACCGCCCCUUUCCUCCAGCAUAUUGGUCACCUUAAACAUUGGAGACGUCAACGAUAAUGCUCCAAUUUUCCGCCAGGCCUCCUAUGUAGUCUAUGUAGCAGAAAACAACCCUCCUGGAGCCUCCAUCGCUCAACUACAGUUCUACCUGGUGGUGGCCUUGGCCUUGAUCUCAGUGCUCUUCCUCCUGGCAGUGAUUUUGGCUAUUGCCCUGCGCCUGAGGCACUCCUCCAGCAAUGAGGCUUGGGGCUGCUUUCAACCUGGUCUGUGCGCCAAGCCUGGACCUGUGAUUCAGCCCAACUACAUGAGUCAACUUGCCAUCCUGAAGCUCUAG